UCGUUGCCACGAUCAUCUGCGCAGGUGCAAUAAUCACUUCCGGUCUGUAAGAAUUUAGCAGAAAGAUUGAAAUUCGUUCGAUUUUCCUGAUUGAAUUUGAAGUUAGUUGUUCAAUUCCUGGUAGAUCUACAUUUGUUUUUGAAAAGUAAAUUCUGAAAGGAUGGCUGAAACAAUGGACACAGAGGGGUGUGAGCAGGUGGAUAGUAACAGUAUGUAUGGAACACUUGCAGCUUUUAACAUUGAUAAAAAGAUUGGAAAGGGGCAGUUUUCAGAAGUUUACAGAGUGAUAUGUAAAGCUACGGGAAAUGUUCUGGCCCUAAAGAAAGUGCAGAUAUUUGAAAUGAUGGAUGCAAAGGCCAGGCAGGAUUGUAAGAAGGAAAUUGAUCUCUUAAAGCAAUUGAACCAUCCAAAUGUAAUCAAGUACCUUGAAUCAUUCAUUGAAGAUAAUGAGUUAAACAUUGUGCUGGAAUUAGCUGAUGCUGGUGAUCUCUCCAGAAUGAUUAAACAUUUUAAGAGGCAGAAUAGAUUGAUUCCAGAGAAAACAAUUUGGAAAUAUUUCAUUCAGAUAUGUAGUGCCCUAAAUCACAUGCACUCCCGACGUAUUAUGCACAGAGACAUUAAACCGGCCAACGUGUUUAUCACAGCUCAGGGUGUUGUAAAAUUGGGAGAUCUCGGUCUCGGGAGAUUUUUCAGCUCUAAAACAACAGCUGCUCAUUCAUUAGUGGGUACACCUUACUACAUGUCACCAGAAAGAAUACAUGAGAAUGGUUAUAAUUUCAAGUCUGAUAUAUGGUCACUAGGUUGUCUCCUAUAUGAGAUGGCAGCUUUACAAUCUCCAUUCUAUGGUGACAAGAUGAAUCUAUACUCUCUGUGUAAGAAGAUAGACAAAUGUGAUUACCCACCUUUACCCUCUGAUGUUUACUCUGAACAGUUACGGAAGUUGGUAGCCAUUUGUAUCAACCCUAUACCAGAACAGCGACCUGACAUCUCUUAUGUGUAUAGUGUGGCCCAGCAGAUGCAUGCUCACUUCCAGGGUCAGGUUCAACAACAACAGCAAUUCAUGCAACAACAGCAACAACAACAACAGUUCCAGCAGCUGACACCAGAGCAACAACAACAGAUGUUAUCUCAACAACAACAACAGAAUAUUCAAGUUGUAAAUGCUCAGCAGUUAACCCCUCAACAACAAAUGUUGCUUCAGCAGCAGAUGCAGCAACAACAGCAACAGCAAUACCAGCAGCAACAGCAGGCUCUUUUGCAGCAACAGUUGUUGCAACAACAGCAACAAGAGCAACAACAAACAACAUAAAAGUGUUGUUCAAGACAAGAACUGUGCCAAAUGAAUGGUCAAUUUUAGUCAUAACUGUGAUUUUACUGACACAUGCACCGCACAUAGCCAACAUCAUCUGUGUUUCCACUAGAGGACUGUAUAAAGAAAUCAGAUGUGUUUCAUUCUCGUCGGAAAUCCAGGCUCUGAUGUUAUUUUUUUAUUUGAUAUCUCAAAGCUAUGAAUAAUCAUAGUGAUGUAGGUACAUGGUAAUGUUCUACAUAAGAUUUUUCAGGCAUUGAACAAAAAGCAUGCUAUUAUACAAAAAAUUUGAACAAUGCACUUGUUAAGUUUGUCUAUGUUGCCACAAAGAAAUGUCAUGAUAUGUAAAAAACACAGCUGUAACUGCACAUUAACAUGUUAAAUACUUUUGUUGCACAGAAACCAUCAGUCUGUAGAUUUUUUAUUGUACCAUCUAUACACAACACAACCAGCUGGGUAUGUUACCAUGUCAAUGAAUGAAAAAAAUGUAGUCAUGUUUUGCUGUACACAAAUGCACAUACUGUACAGAAAGUCAGCAUAACUUAUCACAUGGGUCUAUGAGUUAUACAGAAUACUAGCAAUUAUUUUGUGUGUUUAAAAUCCAUGCACUGCACAUGCCAACAACAUAACUUGUGUUGUUUUUUUCAUGAGAAAUUCACACUAUACAAAGAAACUGUUAAUCUAUAUAUCUUUCUUAUGCACUGCGCUCACACCUUAUGCGUUCCAAUAUUUUAAAUAAGUUUUACUUGAAAGGGGAUUGACUUAAUUCAUUUUCCUUCAUAUGCAAGUCUUGAAUUCAGAGUGGACAUUUUUUGUGUCUAUAUUUUAAGUAAGCUUGCAUUAACAAGUCAUAUGCUUUUUCAUCUAUUGUAAGUAUAUCGUGAAAUAGCUUAAUGGAUCAAAUCGGGUAUUAUCAUUCAUCAAAUAAAUUUGUGAAUGAUGACAUUUGUACUUUACGCAGUUUUUUCUUGUGACUUAAGGAAAUUUUAUUUUACUUUACAUAUUUUGGCUGUGUAGCUUCUUGAGGGACACCAUGACCCAUUGAAUAAUAUUGGGGGACUUUUGAAGUUAUAAAGGGUCAUGAACAAUUUUUAUGUUAAAACACAUGAUCCUUUUUGUAAGCCUAGAUUUUACAAGCUUCUGUAGAUUUAAAGAACUACAAAUUGUAGAUUUUGUUGAAAAAUGUAAAUUAUCUUUAUACCCUCAUAUGAAUUAAAGAGUUUCUGAAACAAAAUUUUCAUCGCAGACAGAAUUGUUUUAUGAAGUAUGCUCUUUGAUGUAUUUAAAGGUUAUAAAAUAAACAAAGUCUAGAACCAGUCACAUAGUUCAUCACCUGAUUGGCUUAUUUUAAAAGCAUAGAUUUGAAAUGAACCAAUGGGUGAGAUGUUAUUUUUAGACCAGUUAUCAGCCAAUGAUUUUUUUGUAAAUAUGCCAAUGAAUAAUGCAUAAUCUGAUAUAGGCAGGCCUAUAUGUCAUUUAUCCAUUCCUUCACAUGUUUGUCCCAUGUAUUUAAACACAUUGACACAUACUAUAAUAUGUUUUUUUUUCCACAAGAUAAUGUUUACUGAAUGAAAAUUUUCGUAUAAUCUCACAUUGAUGUAGUUUUUGCAGUUGAUAAUGUAUAUCCACAUUAACAGUUGAAUAUCAUGGAAUCACUUUUUUGGGGGAUUACAUUGUAUUGUUUUCAUUUCAAUUUCAUGUUUGUGUCUUAAAUUUAAGAGUAAUUUUUUGUAUCUUUAAGUGUUGAAAACCUGAUUUUUGUUUUAGUUUCAAGGAAUUAACAAUAUUAAUAAGUUUGAAAAUUCUAUAUAUGAUAUUAUCUUUUUGCUAUGUAAUUGAUUGAAAAUGUUUACAUUAUUACAAGAUUUUAUCUAUGACAAAAUGAUAUUUUUAUCAUAUGUUGACAGGUAAGCCCAGAUUUUAAUAUGUACAUAAUCAUAUUAUGUAGUUCUCUUUAAUUUCAUUUUUGUUAGAAUUUCUACAUAGAUAUGCAAUAAAAGUUAGAUGAGUGGCAAUGCUUGAAUAUAUAAAAUAAGGAUCAUGCCUGCAAUGAAAUUCUUGCUACAAUUUAUCAUUAUAUGAUUUAUAACUUAGUCUUAAACUUGCUGCAAUGGACUUGUCAUACUAGAAUCUGGUCCUUCAGGAAGGAUGUGAGUGAUUCUUGUUGCAUUGCUCCCUACAGUCUCUAGCUUGUAUUUGAAUGGUUUACUUGUAUAUAUUAAAUGUCUUUCUUAUUUGAUCUUGGAAUAUGUCAUAUUAUUUGUAUAAAUGCAGACUGUCAUAUGCCUUCUUCUUUGUGUACUACAUGAAAUUUUGGCAUCUUAUAUAUAUAUACAUAUAUAUAUUAUGUAACUCAUAUGAAGUAACUUUGUUCUCAUCCUGUUCUCGUCUCAUCAAAUUGAUUUAUCCAAACAACAUAUUAUCUGUAUGAUAAAUGCCUUAAAUUUUGAGUAAAAAAUAUUUUCGGAAACUUUAAAUUUUAUUAUGAUAUAAUAUCUGUGUUUCUUUUCUGUAUAUAAACAAACAAACAAACAUAUUUAGAUACUGUGUUAAAGAAGGUACAUGUCAUGUUUUUGCUGCAUAUUUAUGAUCAAGAGAAAUAAUGUCACACAUGUGUGAAACAGUUGUAACUAUUUCGGUUUCAUAAUUAACUUUAGAAUUUCACCGUCAUUGCUCUGGGUUCUAAAUAAUCCAGCUGUGUUACAGGACUGUGGUAUUUGGUUGCCCUGAUUUGCCUAAAAUUAUUUCAUGAAAGGGCACAGAGGUCUUCCUCUACCACUAAAAGGUCUUUCAGUAAAGUUAAAAAGUAGCCUGGUGAUGUUACAGUAGAACAAGAAAGUGAAACAGUUACAAUUGUGAUACACUAAGGCUAAGAUAGACUUCAGGUGAAAGCCAGUACACACAUAUAAUAUCUGUGAUAGUAAUUGUAUAUUUAUUUACCAACAUUCCAGUGUAUAUUUAUGGAGAAGAUUACAUCUAAUAUUGUAUAUAUGUUUGUAUUAUAGCACCAAAACCUUAAUGUUUUCAUAGGAUAACAUGUCUCAAAUUACAUUUACUAGAGUAUUUGUUAUAAAAUAACAAUUCUUUCCUUGAAUUCUACAAAAAAUUGUCUUUCUUGCUCUGGAGUUAAAUAUAUUUUACCUUACAUUAAAGUCUUAGUUUGUAAAUUUUCUUUAAGCUUAAAAUAUUAAGUCCUUUGGUCUCAUUUUCAAUAUUCAAGACCUAAAUUUAGUAUGUAUUCUGUAAUUUUAAACUAAAGUCUAUCUCUCUGUUGGACACUUUUUGACUUACAUACUUUAAUAUUUGAUUGUCUAAAAAUGAAUAGUUUUGUAUUGUAUCUCCAAAAAUUUCAUAAAUAUAUUGCUGAAAUGGUAAAGAUCAUUAUUUAUAACUGUAUCAAUCAUUCUUCUCUAUCUCUAUGUUUUAUUUUGUCCUUUAAACAUCACCUAUUUUUAUCUUAAAUGUCUCUAUUUGGGUCUUAAAUCUCCGUCAUGGGUAAAUAUAUCCGUCCAUAGUACAAUUUACAUAUCACAAUAAAAAUGAUACUUUACACUAAUUUUUAUGUACCAUAAUGACUUUAUUCUUUUGUACACAAAGUGCUUUUUUUUACUCCACUUUUUUCUCUUGUCUCCGUCCAAAUUUGGUGUCACCUAUUAUUAAUAUGUAUUGAAUAUACGAGAAUUAUACAAGUAUUUUUGAGAGGUUUAUCAAAUGACUGAUUGCAUUAUAUUAUAUGCAGAAUGUUCACUGAAACCUAUAAAAACAAAUUUAUUCUACAGCAGUCUUGAUGUAGGUAUGUCAUGAUUUGUCUUUCUUACAUAGUUAAAGGGAGAAACAGUGAAAACUCUGCCUUUUUAAUCAGAGGGGCAUAAUAUGUUCUCCUGUUUGUUGUCUGUCUAGCUGUCUAGCUAUUAUCUUAGAAUUAAAUUUUCAAGCUAUAUCCUCAAUAGUUCAUAUAAGUACAUUAAAGAUAUAAUUUUUCAAAUAUAGGACAUUUCAUUGUAACAUUUUGCAAUAUCAUUUGUAUGAAAAUUAUAGGAAAUUUGACCAUGACUUUUUGUGACUCUUUGUUCUUUAGUUCUUUCUGAGGACUGGAGCAUUUAAAUUUGUUUUUAUAUCUUUAUAAACGUAUCUUGUUCUUUCAUAGAAAUCCCCAGGUUUUACCAUAGAGAGUACAUAUUAAUAUUGUCUCAAAUGUCUUACAUAAUGUGCCAUGAAGCAGGUUUUGUCGUUUAGUUUAGCUGUUUAUAAUAUAAGAAUGGUCCCUUUGAAUCACAAGAAAUUUGUUAUGGGACAUGGAAAGCUGUUUGUAAAUGUAAAAGUUAAUUAGUAAUGGUACAGCAUAUUUAAUACAUAAAUGUCAAUACAUUUUAAUGAAUUUAUUAAUGUUAUAAGUUAUGUUUUGUAAAGGAAGCUUCUUAAUGAAAUUGAUCAAUGUAUUCAGUUAUGUUUUGUAAAGAAAGCUUCUUAAUGAAAUUGAUCAAUGUAUUCAGUUAUGUUUUGUAAAGAAAGCUUCUUAAUGAAAUUGAUCAAUGUAUUCAGUUAUGUUUUGUAAAGGAAGCUUCUUAAUGAAAUUGAUCAAUGUAUUCAGUUAUGUUUUGUAAAGAAAGCUUCUUAAUGAAAUUGAUCAAUGUAUUCAGUUAUGUUUUGUAAAGGAAGCUUCUUAAUGAAAUUGAUUAAUGAAUUCAGUCAUGUUUUGUAAAGAAAUUUUUUUUUCUGAAAUUGAUCUGUUAUGAUGUAUAAGAAAGCUUAUUAAUGAAUUUUCCAAUUAUUUAUUCUGUAUCAAAAGAAAACCUUUUGAAAAGUAUGUGUCGAUAAAUCUCAAGGUAAACAAAUUUAUACAUUUUUGAUAAGUACAAAAUGCAAAUUAAUCAUCUAAAUCGAAGAAUCUUUAAUAUAGAAAUCAAUUUUGAUAUCUUGAAAUAGUCAGGGUUAUUUUAGCUGACGAACCUUCCAAAUAUAAUUUUAAAAAUGGAUAGCGUUGAAUUAUUAGAAUGUAAAAUUAUAUAAAAUUGCCAAGAGUGUAUACACAUGUUAUUUAUGUAUUUAUUGUUCUGCAAGUUCUUAAGCUAUCUGCUUAUUUUCUUAGCUUAUAAAGAGAUAUUCUUUAUACAUAUGUAUAUUUAGGCAUUACUUUUUCCCCCAUGAAUGAUUCUCAUUGUUGGGAGAUGAUAUAUAAUUGUUAUGUUUAAAAAUAUUAAUGAACCUAUAUUUAUGUUAGUGAAAAACGUUAUACUUGUUAGUGAUUAGACUAGAUAAUUAUAUAAAAUUUGUUAGUGAAUUAUGUAUAUAUCUACUAUAUUUACAUAUGUAUAUAAAACAUGUUGAUCCGUUAAUUUAGAGUGCUUGCAAUAUUUUUGAAUCCCAGUUUGUGAGUUAAGUGUUGUCAUGUAUUUUAAGUUUCAAGAGGGUCCAAGCAAUGCCCAUCAUAUCAAACACAGUAUAUGUAUUGAGGUAUACAGCAUGGACUCUUUGUUUAAUUGUGAUAUAAGGCAAUAAAAUGAAAUGGCCACCUUAUAAAAAGUAGUUCAGAGGUUUUAAAGAAUGAUUAUUUGAUAAGUUUGCAAAAAAAUCCACCUUUAUGCCACAAUAUCCUUAUAUACAAUAUAGUCAUUUUUGUUUAAUUCUAAUUUGAAGGCUUUGGGUUUUCUUAAAAUCCUUGAUUAAUCUUUGAUUAAACAAAAUUUUACUUUAUCAAAUAUUAAAAUUGUUGAUGUUUGAUCAGACAUUGAAAUCCUUGAUGGAACAUUAAAAUCUUUGGUCAAACAUUGAAAUCUUAGAUGGAACAUAAAAAUCAUUGGUCUUAUAUUGAAAUCCUUGAUGGAACAUUGAAAUCCUUGAUGGAACAUUAUAUUUCUUGGUCAAACAUUGAUUUUCUGUGAUGGAACAUUAAAUUCCUUGAUCAAAUAUGGAACAUGAAAUUCCCUGAUCAAACAAUAAAAUAUGUGAUGGAAUAUGCAAAUUCUUUAUUUGACAUAAAGUUUUAAAGAAAUAUAGAUGGCCCCGGGAUCAUACAAUGAUAAGAUGUAAAUGUUCUUUUAACCCAUAGCCGUCUUGUAAGUAGCCUUUGCCACUAGUAUAGAGUCAGGCCAGCCUGUACAUCUAUACAGUCUGACCUACAGGCUCUUUAUUGUUGUUAGCUUUAUUUUUGUACGUUCAUUUUGAAAUUCCUUAAAACAUAGUAUGAACUAUUCCAAAUUCAAGGCAGGACAGAUUCAUUACAUAAGUUAGGCAGGUUAAGGGUGAAAUAAUAUGCUGUUAAUAUUCAUUCAUAUUCAUGAUAAUCAUAAUUAUUGUUGUUUCACUGAAUAUCACAUUGUUUAUGUAUUAUAAUUCAUUUCCUUAUAUAACAAUACAUGAAAAUUUUGUUGCAAUUCUCCAUUUUAUCAAAUCAAAAUGACAAAAGCUGAGUAUUUUGAAAUGUAUUUUAUAUUUUACACUUUCUUCACUCAUUUAUUUUCACUUAUUUUUUUUUUUAAAUCCUAAUACAUCAUUACAUGACAAAAUUAUUGCAUAAAGAUCAAUUCAUUUUUAUUUUUUGGAGAGUAAUCUAUUCCAGUUAUGUCUCCCAUAUGAUGCACGCGCUCAAACUUUAAUUCAUUUACUAAAGAUUGACCUUCCUUUUCAAGGUCAUAGGGAUAUUUAUAUAGGAACACUAUCAGUGGAAUUGUUUGAGAUGUGUCUAUUAAUAUUUAAAGAAAGAGUUUUUAUCUAUUCUUGUGCAAAUGAUGUGGAAAAUUUUAAAUUGUGAGUACAGUGAGAACAGGGUUAUGAGAAAUGUGACCUAAGUUAGAAAAGGUCAUCUUGGAACAGAUAACACUUUCAGAAAAUACCAUUUAAUUUGAAGUAUACAUGUAUCAUGUUUUUUAAUCACUGUCUCAUAUUUUUAAUAUAACCCGGUUGUAAGGGGAUUAUUCUCAUUUAAAUCACAGGUCACUAGGAGGUCAUUCUCAUAAACAUCAUUUGAUACAGGGCAAUUGAGGGGUGGGGUGGGGUUUGGGGUAUAUAAGCAUUGCCCUUCAAUCCUUGUCCUCAUAAAUAUUGAUUGGUUAUUGAUACCUAGAAGGAACUCCUCAUUAACAGAGUUGAUUUCUUGUGGAAGCUUUUACAUCACCAAAUAAAGGGACAAAUCUCUUUGGAGUUGCAAUUAACAUAACUUGUUCUUGUAACUAUUGGAUGGUCUCAUAACCUUUGCUUGUUUCUAGGAAGUACAACAAUGUAGUUCUGUACUAAGGAGUGGAUCACAUUAAAAUUGCCUAUUAAUAGUGGGGUUGUAUGGAGGGGAUGGGUAUUCAGGGGGUAGUGUAUUUUGUUCAUGUUGCUUGUUUACAGAGAGAGGUUUUCAUUAUCGUUGACUGCUAUUAGGGGAUGGGUUUUAUUAAAAUUACCAAAACAAGCAGGUUUGCUUGUUACUAAAUAUCUGUUCUCAUAACAUGUGACUUUGUUUCUAGAGAGUGUUCUCAUAAACAUCAACUGUAACAACUUGGUGGACCUCAUUAAUGUCAUUUCUAAAUCUCAUAAACAGUACAUGUUACUGAGGGGUGGAUCUCAUUAACUGCAGUUCUAGAGAGAGUGUUACAAAGGUGUGGAUCUCAUAAACGUCACAUGUUAUAAGGGAAGGUGUUUUUGCUAUUCAACUUGUUCAUUGUCACUCUAUAUUAUAGACAUUAGUCAUUCUUGUUUUUAUUUUGAAAUAAAUAUUGUUGCCACAACAA
Messenger RNA from Ruditapes philippinarum (Manila clam), 9024 nucleotides. RefSeq names its product serine/threonine-protein kinase Nek7-like. Gene Ontology annotation, biological process: protein phosphorylation. The coding region runs from base 161 to 1309 and encodes 382 amino acids. The transcript has 8 exons. The record is from RefSeq and is a predicted model, not a curated record. Gene Ontology annotation, molecular function: protein kinase activity; ATP binding. NCBI's taxonomy places the organism in Eukaryota, Metazoa, Mollusca, Bivalvia, Venerida, Veneridae.